UACCGGGAGGUGUGGCGGCGGUGGGGACGGGACCGGCACCAGGGACCGGGGCCAAGAGCGGGGCCGGAGCGGAUCGCGGCGCGAUGCAGAAAUACGAGAAGCUGGAGAAGAUCGGGGAAGGCACCUACGGGACCGUGUUCAAGGCCAAGAACCGGGAGACGCACGAGAUCGUGGCGCUGAAGCGGGUGCGGCUGGAUGAUGACGACGAGGGAGUGCCCAGCUCGGCGCUGCGGGAGAUCUGCUUGCUCAAGGAGCUCAAGCACAAGAACAUUGUCAGGCUCCACGAUGUCUUGCAUAGUGACAAGAAGCUCACCCUGGUCUUUGAGUUCUGUGAUCAGGACCUGAAGAAGUAUUUUGACAGCUGCAAUGGGGACCUGGACCCGGAGAUCGUCAAGUCGUUCAUGUACCAGCUGCUGAAGGGCCUCGCGUUCUGCCACAGCCGCAACGUCCUGCACCGAGACCUCAAACCCCAGAACCUGCUCAUAAACAGGAAUGGGGAGCUCAAACUGGCUGACUUUGGCCUGGCCCGGGCCUUCGGCAUCCCUGUGCGCUGUUACUCAGCAGAGGUCGUCACGCUGUGGUAUCGGCCCCCGGACGUGCUCUUCGGCGCCAAGCUCUACUCCACCUCCAUCGACAUGUGGUCAGCCGGCUGCAUCUUCGCAGAGCUGGCCAAUGCGGGGCGGCCCCUGUUCCCGGGGAAUGAUGUGGAUGACCAGCUGAAAAGGAUUUUCCGGCUACUGGGAACCCCCACGGAGGAGCAGUGGCCAGCCAUGGCCAAGCUGCCAGACUACAAGGUGAGGCAGGGGCAGGUUGGGAGGGCUCAGGGCCAGGAAUGGGGUCUGGGUCUCACCUCUCCAUCCCCAGCCAUACCCCAUGUACCCGGCCACCACCUCCCUGGUCAAUGUAGUGCCCAAGCUGAAUGCGACCGGCCGGGACCUGCUGCAGAACCUGUUGAAGUGCAAUCCGGUGCAGCGGAUAUCGGCGGAGGAAGCUCUCCAGCACCCCUACUUCACAGACUUCUGCCCCCCAUAAGGACUCCAGACACCCACCCAGCCCCACGCUGAGUGGGAGGCAGCACCCAGCUCCCAGCAUGCUCCGGGCAGUGGUGGGGAGGCGACAGCCCCCCACGGCAGCUGGUGGGAUGUGAGGUGAGGAGCAAGGUGCCAGCACCCCAGAAAUACAGCCCCCCCAUUCCCCUUGCCCUGUAUUUAUUAGGUUUUUAACUCAGCACCACCCCGGCUGUGGGACGCUGGAGUGGCCUCCCCAGCCCCGUGGUGUGGCUGGGGCUAGCCCUGGGGCUGCCCCCAGGCGCAUGGAGCCCCCCCAGGGAUGUGGGACCAUGGUGCUGGUGGAGGGGCAGGACCCUCUGGGACCAGGCAUGGGGACCCCGAGGGGGGGUGGGACGCCCUCACCCCUUCUCUCUAUGCUCCUUCUCGGCCCCACCCCUGGCAUGGUGAGGGUCCCGGGUGCCAGCUCCCUUGGGAAGUGGGGGGACACCCCAUUUCUUUUCUACCGUGCUGCUGUACGUGGGUGAUUGUGAGUGUUUGUUACCUCCAUAAAGAGCUUCCCCCUUCCCAA
Messenger RNA from Melopsittacus undulatus (budgerigar), 1578 nucleotides. It is a transcript of the gene CDK5, whose product is annotated as cyclin dependent kinase 5. Gene Ontology annotation, cellular component: nucleus; cytoplasm. Gene Ontology annotation, molecular function: ATP binding; cyclin-dependent protein serine/threonine kinase activity. Gene Ontology annotation, biological process: protein phosphorylation; neuron apoptotic process; synaptic vesicle transport. Lineage: Eukaryota; Metazoa; Chordata; Aves; Psittaciformes; Psittaculidae. The record is from RefSeq and is a predicted model, not a curated record. The transcript is spliced from 11 exons. Bases 84 to 1064 code for a protein of 326 amino acids.